AUGCGUUCUGGCCCAUGUGAGCAAAUCCCUCCGUGUUCCGGCACUGUGACCUCCAAGCGCGACAAACUCGGUGUCUUCCGUAUCACGGACGAACAAACCCAGCAGGCCAAGCAACUUGUCAAACUCUGUGACGGGGCAGAAGCAUCUCCCGUCUUCAAGCGCACCGUUGAAUCCGCCGACUCCAUCUACUCCCUUGAGUACCGUGAUACUCAGACCAAUCACGUCGGGCGCCGCGCCGCUUGUUUCACCAGGGACCAGAACGGCAACGUCAGGGGCACCGUCAAUGCCUGCAACACCACGUGGACCCCCACGCGCAGCAUUCCGGGCGCCAGCAACAACGACGCAGCUUUCGUUCAAGCUCUCACCCUGCGUAGCGACAAACGUACAGGCCUGCGUUCUCACGGUGAACCAUGA
Fonsecaea nubica is the source of this 414-nucleotide messenger RNA. RefSeq lists its product as hypothetical. The transcript has a single exon. NCBI's taxonomy places the organism in Eukaryota, Fungi, Ascomycota, Eurotiomycetes, Chaetothyriales, Herpotrichiellaceae. The coding region runs from base 1 to 414 and encodes 137 amino acids. The record is from RefSeq and is a predicted model, not a curated record.